Cucurbitaria berberidis CBS 394.84 is the source of this 9909-nucleotide messenger RNA. RefSeq lists its product as uncharacterized. The transcript is spliced from 3 exons. NCBI's taxonomy places the organism in Eukaryota, Fungi, Ascomycota, Dothideomycetes, Pleosporales, Cucurbitariaceae. Bases 1 to 9909 code for a protein of 3302 amino acids. The record is from RefSeq and is a predicted model, not a curated record.
AUGUCUGGCCCGUUUCGCUUUAAUCAGGAGGCGGCCAAGUCCCCGCUUGACCGCUCCGCAUCCCCCUUCUCUGCUGGCCAGCCCGUGUCCUUCAAGACCAAUGUUAAUCGCGCGAAGACAAAGAAGUGGGUGCAGGCCAAAAAGAAUGCCUACGAUGGCGACGAUUGGGGCGACUAUGACGAGUACGAUGAAUACGGCGUAAACGAUGAAACCCCGCCGCAUGCUGAACCGCAAUCUGCGCAGCGCUACUAUGCUCAACGUACGGAGCAGCCGACACGCAGCUUCACAGAUCCCUCGCAACAGGCUCCUCUGCCGAAGGCGCGCAGGAACUCCUUUGAGCACGGGGAAGAGCAGCGCGCUUUCUCAUCCACCAUACCGCAACCGCAACAGGGCUAUGGACAGCAUUACGGAGAGCCACAACGACAGACAAGUGGCGCUGAGUCUGACAUGGGGCACGAUCCCUAUCAGCGACGUGAUUUUAGCCCGUCUGCAAUGCCUACGCCCCUCCAGACGCGCAUAUCCGCCGUUCCCACUGAUAUGACUGCCUCCCCCUCCAACACUCAGUUCCCCCCGCGCAAGAGCAGCAUAGGCCAGGCCGAAUCGCCAAUGGCCACAUCUCCACGAUCACGCGCGGGAAGCCACUCCGACAAGCCGUUACCUUUUAUUAGGCCAGCCGACAUCUACAAGCGCGUCGGAGAGGAACGCGAGAGGGAACGUGCAUCGUUAGAUUCAUCGCGACCAAGCCUCGACUCCUUAUCAUCCCGUCCAAAGGAUGAGGUUGCCUCUCCUCAAAUAGAGACUGGUAGAUCACUGUACCCAUUAGAGUCGGUCGCAGAGCGAAAGAGCGAGUACUUGCCGGACUUUAAUGUAGCAUCCCACCAGAAUGACAAGCAGCCAGCUCAAACUGCCUCUUCUCAGCCCGAAGCGUUCAACAGUAAUUUCUCGUCUAGAGGCCCGCAGUUGCAGACUCCUGCCAGCCAUGCGCCUGUUGUGUCACCCCCAGAUGACCAGGGCUUCCGCUCAGUUGUCGAUCAGGCUUUCACUCGCAACGAUGACCAACGUUCGGUUCCCCCCACCCCAAUAUCCAAGGAUUCCAGUUCCGAAAUGUCGAGAACGAACACUAGUAGCACCACUGGCAUUAGCCCAAUUAUGAGUCACGUGCCCAGCUCUGCGACGUCAGCCUUGAAGAACCGCAAUCAAGCAGGGGGUGAUGGUAGUACUCCCGCAAUCGCAGAGGAGCCUAAUGAAACUGCUACACCAGUUUCCCGGUCAACGCCCGCGUUUGUACCCGAGCCUGUUCAUCACAUUCAGCGUAAACCAUCGCCAGGCCAUUCUCGCAACAUCUCGAGCUCAUCGCUACCCCGCAGUGGUUUGGCUACUCCAACUCGUGGCGAUAGCCCCGCGCGUUCGCCUGUAAUAGCCCCGCAAAAGGACUUUUCGGAACCAAAAGCAGCCCAACUUGCAAUAGACACCACCGACGGAAUGAAAGGCGGGCUCAAUGGCCCAUCGAUCGCAUACGCUACCCGUGAAUCCGAUAUCGCAAAUGCCAUGAAGGGCAGCCCAACUAAUGCAGCUCCCGAGCUAAGAGCAGCAGAAAGGCAGUCGCAGAACACGUUCUUAGAGUCACACAAUGCGCAGUCCCCUAUUCAAGACGUCGUCCCCCGCGAUCGCUCGGAAUCACCAAGCAAAGGUCGCGUGCAAGCAUUGGCUGGCAAAUUCGGUGAUGUUUCCCAUUCAAGGCGCGGUUCUACUCAGUCGAACACGUCGAGGAACAGUGUGCAGUCAUGGGAACGGAGCCAGGAUAACUCGCGGUCGGCAUCUCCAACGAAAGCUAGCCCCAGCAAACCUAGCAGCCCUGUCAAGGAGUUCCGUCCACAUCUGCCUGGACAGUGGGAGUCCUAUGCUACAACAGCCAUCACGCCAUCUGAUCAUGGCGAUGUGGACAAGGAACUAGGUCUCGAGAAGAACAAAGCUCUGUCUCCACUCGAAGAGGCUGACUUGACCCCGACGACUGCCAAGUGGCCAGUCGCCGAAGUUGAAACUUCAAAUCCUUCAGAUCCAAUGGCCGCACUCAAAGAUGCUGGAGCUGCUAUGGUUCACUCCAUUCGAUCAACGGUCGGGCUCGAUGAUACCCCAUCCAGUUCGCAGGAAGAGCAACGAGCCUACAAGGGCCAUGGCGAUGUUUACAAGCCUCGACCCCUACAGCUGGACCGAACAGAAUCUUCCGUAUCGAGCAUACCGCCCACUCCACCUGCCAAAGACUCCCCAGAAUCUGAGUAUCCACCACCUUUAAGAGAGAAGAAAGACAAAACCCCGGCACCUUUCGUACCGGACCCCUUCACUGGACAGUUGCGCCCGACCCUUGAUCCUCAAUUGAGUACUGAUACGUCAGCUGAUGACCAGGAAAGCGAUCGCUUACGAAAGGAAAUCGUCGCCAGUCUCAGCCCGGUUCGGACUUUAGCAACACCAGCGAUCGACCCCAACCGUGGCUCACUUCAAUCGGUUAGUUCAGAUGCAAAUCGUGCCAGUUCUAUAUUGCCAAGCGAAUAUGACAGCUACUGGGCGGCUGGUGACGAUGCUACUCCACGUCCCUCGCAGGAUGCGGAGCGUAGCAUCCCUGGACUGUCGUCGGCAGCCGUUGUCCCUCCAGUCGUCACAAAGGCCGAGGAAGCUACAAAGCCUGCGAUACUCAACCGUUUCAGUUGGGAAGAUAACACCCCAAGUAGUCAACCAGAAGCUGGUCCUGUUACAGAACCUUUGAAGGGCCCACAAGAAGACAAAACAUCUGCACCUACUGUUGAACGUGCUGCAGAAGAGGAGCGUCAGCGAUGGUCUGAAGGCCUUCCAGAUUCCUACUUCGGACCUGGUCAUACCUUUACAGUCACCAAACCAGACCCCAUAACAAACGCGGAGUUGGCAAACCGGUCUCUUACUCCGCCUCUGGACUCUACUCGUGCAAUUGCUAGUCCCACGCGGGAGCAUACAAGAUCGCCUGGUCUUCAUGUUGUCAAUACGGAAGUCGAUCCUGAGGCUGUCGACCUCCCCCCUCGUUUCAACGCAGAGCAUUCGCAGCCACGGCGAACUAGUCAUGGGGAAGCCGCAGCACCGCAAGACCAAAAGGACGCAGAUGCACUACCUCCAGUGCCUACCUCUCCGAUUGUGGUAUCCAAACCAUCAUUUUCUCACGAGCCUAUAGCAAAGUCGCCUACGACAGAUAAACCACUAGGUGCCCGCGAGAUUGCCACCAUCACUUCUACCCAGGAGCGCAUCGCCACGUACAAUAAAACGCGCGAUCAUUGGGCCACGACUGAUCACGGACUCGAGAACUGGCUGGCCUCUACUCUUGAUACCAACCCGGACCUCGCCACACAAGCAUUUCCGUUGCAACGACCACCCACGGGAACGAUUCGUCACAAGCACACGCCAUCUCUUCCUUUACUCGGGAAGCUUGGUAGUUCGAUGAGCAAUCAUCAUGGCACAGAGCAACACAGCACGCCGGGUGCACAGGUUCCAGCUGGCCCGAAUUCUCCAACCUCUGGAACACCGUCUGGCCCAGGGUUUGGUGGUCGGGUUGCAAGCCACCAGAUGCAAGUCAAGGGCAAGGAUUUGCUGCACACAGCUGGUGUGUUGAGCGGAAAGGGAAUGACGAGUGCCAAAGGCUUGUUUGCCAAAGGCAAGAGCCGCUUUGGUCGCGACAAGGCCCUUUCCCGAACCGACUCGGCACCUUCCUCUCGCGAGCCGUCCGAAGAGCCUGAAUUUAUCACGCCCAUCUCACGAGCAUCAACGGCAAUGACAACGACGCCCGAGAAACCAAUCACUCGUACUUCGACCGCCACCGACAGCCCCAACGACGAGAAGAAGAGUCGUCGGUUCUCCCUCUCUUCGCCAUUCUAUCGUUCGGCCCGCUCCAGAAGUAGGCCGACCAGCAUCGCGCUUCCCAGCAACACUCCAUCUACCUUUGACAAUACACCCAGGAACACGCCGCCUCGCGAACUUUGUCGCGUUCUCGAUGAAGAUAAUCGGCCGCGCUCGUUCCAUGCUCCAGACUCCUGGAACUAUGCGCCAGGCGUACCAUCGUCGUUUGAUCAAGCCCAGACUACGCCGCCGGGUAGGACUCCACAAUCACAAAGUCGAUUGGGCAUACUGCCUUCACCAGCAAAGAGCGCGUUCUCGUCGAAAGAGAAGGACAAUGAAGAGGAUAUCCCUCCUGUUCCACAACUUCCCGAUGCGGUCUCAGAGGGUCAGUAUCGGGGAACGAGCCAUGAGGAUGCUAGCCACAGAAUGCUCCAGUCGAUUAUACGAUAUGCAACACCUCCUUUACCAUCACAGGAUCCAUCACAGGAUGCGACGAGGGUUGUGGAGAGCCCUGCGGUUGAUCUGGCAGGUGCAUCGGGGGAAACAUCACUAGAUACUGGAAAGGCGCUGCCACCCGCCCCUGCAGAGCUUCAGCUGCAACUUGAGCGGGCUGGUGACAGUGACCGACCACCGCAAUUAAAUCACGACCCAUUACCGGAUACAGUAAGCUUUUCACCGGCAAGACACGAGCAAGUCGACGACGAGGACGAGGACGAUCUACCACCGCAAUUGAAUUACGAUCCACCAUUCGCGGCCAACCCUCAGCCCGCAGAGAUCCCAUCAGUCACAUCAUCUAUUAGGCCGUCACCGGCAGACGUGAGCGACGACGACGCAGACCACGUAUACGCACAAGUAAAGGCCGACUCUGGGUUGCAGGUGCCAUGCAGUGGGCUACUCGUGAGCGAUGUCAGCCCUCUUUUGCCGCCUAUCAAGUCGUCACUGGACGAUAUAUCCGACGAAGAUGACGGCCUGCAGACUCGUGUGGGCGAUGGAUUCUCAGUACUCUCGCAAGGAAAGCCAGGGGAGCCACUUGAACAGUCAAGGGAAACAAAGCCGGCACUACAACUGUCGAAUGCGGAUAGAGUCGUCGAUCAGAAUCAAGCCGUUCACGUUGGGAUUACUGCGCAGCGUCCAUCAUUCGAGACUGAACUGAUUGGCGGUGAUAUUUCGCCCGUCUCGACUCCUUCACGCGAAGUUGACGAUGCUGCUGCGAUGCCCAAGGUAGAGAAGUCGGAGGCAGGCAGCGUAUCGAACUCGGUCUGGUACACGGACAGCGAGUUGCAUCUCCCCGGCUCGAGGGUGGGCCCGAUGUUGCGUUUGCCCGAGCAGCAGGAAGCGAUGGGCGAAAUUGCGGUCCAAGUGCCUGGAGCAACACGGGACGGUGGUUCGCUAAGCCCAGGCCACGCAUCGCCCCCGCACCUGCAUGCCAAUGCUGGAGCUGGAGCUGGAGCUGGCGCUGGUGCUGACCCGUCCAACCACCAAACUCGCCGCGUCUCCGCCACGCCGUUCAAAGUCGUCCACGCCGUCGAGGAGUAUGCCGCAUCCAAUUCAUCUCUUGCAUCAUGGGACCACGAUAGUAUUGCCGCUGAAUUACACUCCCCACAGACCCAACCGGACGACAUGAGAGAUGAAAGCGACCUCGUUACGCCGGUCGCCCCAGUCCCGCGCAUCACUCAAAAUGGCCCACAGCCAGAUAGGGCUGAGGGAACUCUUCAUGACACGUCCAACACGGCCACGCCCAAUGGAUAUUUCAGGGGGCAGACGACCUCUUCCGAGGCAAUGCACCAACCACAGCACUUGCAGUCUUCAUCGGCUAACAUGACCGUGCCUGAAAGAUCCAAAUCGCUUCUUUCGCAAAUCUCUGCCAUGGUCUCGGACGGCGGCAAUCCCAUAUCCCCUGCAUCAAGCAUCGCCGGAAGAUCAACGCCAUCCACAAUCCGCCGCAUGCAGCACGACUCGUCAACAAAGUCUCCUUGGAACCAAGCCGACAUUCCCGAGGAAUCCACAACAGCUUGGAGCGACCACACGCCUACCGCCAAGGACCACGAUUUUGAUCUGUACGCUGAUCACGAUGGCAUUGUGAAAGACGUCCAAGACGAAAAUGGUCAGCCCUUGCGAAUUGCAGACGCCCAGGUUCCCCGCUCAGCUCAGCAUUCUCUACCAGCCAAGUCUGUAGUACCUGCUGUCGAGAGUGCAGCAGAAUCCAAACACGAAGUACGACCGAAGCUAAGCACAGAGCGGCCCAUGAGCUUCAUUUCUGGACCUCCAGACCAGGAUGGAAAACCACAGGAUCAGAUCAAUCAAUUAGCGUUGUCACAGGGUGCCCAAGUACCACCGGUUCCUGAGCAAUAUCGAAAGCAGCCGCAACAGUCUGGUACACUUCCUGUCGACACGGUUCACUCUAUCGCACCGCCGGGGGCUGUUGCUCAACAUCAGAAUUACUCCCAACCGCAGCAUCAAAUUCCGGCUGGACAGCCACCUCUAGCAGCACCUGUCUCUGCAAACAACAAUAACCAGGAUACCAACCCCCAGGCCCUUAACAAUGUAACGACACGUGCGCCAGUGCCCUUAACUCCUUCUCAAGAAGCAGUACAACCUCCUGCUUCGUUUGAAAGACCCCUGAUGAAUGGUCAAGCGUCACAGAAUGGCCAAAUGCCACUUCAUGGCCCGCAGGACCCUCGUAUAUAUAGCAUGGCACCAGGACAGCCUGUUCUACAAGGACCCCCGCCUCACGCACAGAUGGUGAUGCCAGAUCACGACCCUCGAGCUCAAGGUCAGCCUAUCGGACCGCCUCCAGGACCGAGGAAUCAAUACGAGUUUCAACAGCAAAUGAUGCAACUCCAGGCAAGAUAUCCACGAGUCCAAGGUGUGGAGAAUCAAGCUCCUCCGAUGCCAUCCCAGCAGCCGAUCCUUCAGAUGCAAAAACCGCAAGAGAAGCCGUCAUCGAAGCCUAGGCUGUCGUCCGUCUUCAAAGGCUUUGGAGGCAAGUCUCACACCUCUCAGCAAAGCUCAACUGGAAACACUGCAACGAAAAACUUGAGUCUUAAGCCAUUGCCCGCAGAUCCCAACCGCAAUAGUUCAUUCCACUCGGCUGUCAGCAGCCUUUCUCUUUCCCGUGAAACACCAUCUGCAGGUAGAGCAGGAGAACAGCCGGGCGCGUUUAAUCCCUCCAAUCGACCGCCAAGCAUGGGAGCAGAUUCGCUCCUGAGUCAGGUCAGUCAAGGCUCUACGAGGGUGCAGCCGGCGGACUCCCGCGUCGACCUAAGAAUGCCAGCAAGCCCUCCGCCAUUCAAUGGAAUUCCGCCACAGCAGCCUUCCAAUGCAACUCCAGUGCCUAACGGACAGCCACAGCCGUAUCGUGCCUCUACAUCUGGUAUUCCAGAAACGGGAAAGAAGAAAAGGUUUUCCACAUUGGGAGGUCUAUUUAGUCGAACAGGUCUAGCAGGCGAUGAACUCCCUAAAAAGUCUAAAAUAUCCAAAGAAGACAAAAAGGCUCUCAAGGCUCAAAGACACUCUACACCCCCUCCAGUUCAGAAUCCCGUGCCACAAUGGCCUCCGCAGCAGCAACAGUUCAGGCCUCAGCAACCUGGCGUGGCUUACCCCCCUGGGCAAGUUCCACCCCAUAUGGUUCCUGGCAUGCGACCAAUGGGUCCACAGUAUGCAUCUCCUCAGACCAUGCCUCCUCGUGGUCUUCAAGGCGCUCAAGGGCUACCCGCGCAAAAUAUUUCUCGACAGCAUCAACAGCCUCAGCCUGGUUUCUUGCCGCAACAGCCUAUAGGUGGCGGUCGUCCCGAAGAGGGUUCUGCUUACCAACGAACAAGGCAGGCGGUAGAGUACCGGGCCCAAAGAAACCCCACGCAGUCAUCUGUUCAGGGCUCCAAUACCGUCACUCAAACUUCAAGUACGUCUUUCGAUCACAUUCCACCAGAUCUCCGUCAAACACGUUGGGGUCCUCCUCCAGGUGGGUAUUACAAGCCCGAGACUAAGCAACCAACAGUUGAUCAGGGAGCCUAUGCGGACUCCCAAGCCGCGCGACAAAAGGCACUGCAACAACGUCAGCAGCAAUCAGUACAUGAACAAGCAGUCUACGGAGCCUCACAAGCGGAACGUUCGCUGUUACAGCAACGUCAACAGCCGAUACAGGGGCAGGGAGCCUAUGCGGCGUCACAUGCUGAGCGGAUGCAAGCGCAACAGCGGCAACGAUUAAUCCCAGAUCAGAGUGGCUACGCAGGAUCGCAAGCAGAACACCAAAACGCACGGAUUCAGCGAGAGCAGCAUAUGUCGGAGCAAAUGGCAUAUCAGGCCUCGUUAGCACAACAGCAGCUAGCAGAGCGGCAGCGACAGCAGCAGCCUAUACCUGGAUCAGGAGGCUACACGCCAUCACAAGAGGAGCGCCUUCUUGCUCAGCAACAACGACAGCAACAUGAGCAACAGCAAUUCCAUCUGCAACAGCGACAGGGUAAUGCGCAACCGUCACUUAGUCGCCGGAGUGUAUCUGGGCCAGUUCAAAGCCACAUCUCGCACGCUGAACCCCCUGUCUCACAACGCCAUGUGAGCUCCCCAGUAACGGAGCCGCAGUAUGAGGCGCCUCCAAUCCCCGCAGCAUACAACCACGUCUCUGGGGCUUUUAUAUCUCCUCGUGAUCGACAACAGCAGCCCCUGUUCUCACCUUUCAACGAUCCAGCAACUGGCCCCUUACAGGACCAGUCCGGUCGGCAGUACUCGGAUCCGCGGAUGCCACCAAUUUCCCCGCAAAUAUCUGCACAGUCUCAAAUAGCUCCCAAUAGCCGAACACAUUCAGACGCCAGCGCUAUUUCAGUGGUGUCACCAAUAUCGAAUUCCCCAGACAACCUCACAACAUCACAACCUCCUAAUCAGCAACCCCAAAAGCCGAGGAUGAGUAGCAUUUCAGAAGUACAGGUACAAGAACAACCAUGGCACUUGAACUUUCCGGAGGGUGCUACAGAGCAAGAGAUUGUUCGAGCUCGCCAGAGGCAGUAUAUGGAACAACAGUUCACCGCUCAACAUCAACUGAAUACCGAACGGGCUGCACGAUCGCCAUCCCCAAAUACAUUGCCCCACGACCAGUCAUCUCAACCAGCACCGGCUUCUGAGACCCAAAGGCAAGGGGGAUUCAAGGAGCUUUUACCACGUAGCUCUCCACAACCAUAUACGAUGUCUCAACCAGCACAGUCUACUCAACAGGACCCUCCACGAGUUUCCGAUAAUUCACAUCCUACGCAACCUGCGCCAAUACACCCUGAACAGGGUCCACAGCCAGCAGCAUUCCCCCUCCCAAUGUCACCAGAUCCGGCCAACAUUCGGAGCCCAGUAAACCCGCUCGCAGGUUCCCUUCCGCCACCAGCACCACCGAAGCUGCCGCACAGCCCGAUGCGUCCCAUGUUUCCUCCUACCAAUCCGCCUCCAGUUGUGGAGCAGCAUCAUGUUGACCAUGAGCCACAACAGUACCAGCAGCCCAUGUCUGACGAACCUCCCCCAUCCUAUGAUGGCCCCGGUGUUCCCAACGAUGGGAUGGACAAGAGUCGACCUGAACAUCCUCGGCCGCCCAACAUUACCACAGAUGCACCGACAGAAGAACGUCACUCGCAAGAUCCUCGACAACGCCAGCCAUCGAUUGGAAUCUUACAGCACCCUCAGCCCGCUUCGAUGGCCGCAUCACCUCAGCGAUCAGCAGCUGACAUGGGCGCCGAAUCCCUUCGCCGCCAGCUUCUUCAACAGGAAGAAUACGCGCGUAUGGAGCGUAUUCAGCGAGCUCAAAUCCAACAUGCCGAGUCGGAGCGCGAAAGACAAGAACGCGAAAUUGCUCGAGCGAGAGCACGAGAGCUAGAGCGCAGCGCGUCCGGCGGCGGAAGAGUCGGCAGCCUGCGAAGUGUUCCUGGCAGUCGCAAUGGGGGGACACCUGGCUGGGAGAGACGAGGCAGCACUUCCAGACCUGUUUUCGAGUUGCCUGCUGUAGAAGACGACGAGCCUGCCAUGAAGGCGACUUCGUAUCCUGGCCAGGAAUGGGUGCCUCCCAUGUGGACGGAUGAUUGA